Messenger RNA from Staurois parvus, 1356 nucleotides. The record is from the annotation of a GenBank genome assembly. Lineage: Eukaryota; Metazoa; Chordata; Amphibia; Anura; Ranidae.
UCGCAUUACAAUCAGCACAUAAGACCAGUAGAAAAUGUGUCUGAUCCUGUCAUGGUACAUUUUGAGGUUGCAAUAACUCAACUUGUUAAUGUGGAUGAAGUUAAUCAAAUCUUGGAGACCAACUUGUGGCUUCGCCAUAUCUGGAAUGAUUACAAGCUGCAAUGGAAUCCUAUGGAUUAUGAUGGAAUUGAAUUUAUGCGUGUUCCUGCAGACAAGAUUUGGAAACCUGACAUUGUCUUAUAUAAUAACGCCGUUGGAGACUUUCAAGUAGAAGGGAAGACUAAAGCUUUACUGAAAUACAAUGGCUUAAUAACCUGGUCUCCUCCAGCAAUCUUCAAGAGCUCAUGUCCUAUGGAUAUAACUUUUUUUCCAUUUGAUCAUCAGAACUGUUCGCUGAAGUUUGGCUCAUGGUCAUAUGACAAAGCUAAAAUAGACCUUUCUAUCAUUGGAUCAAAAGUUGACAUGAAAGAUUUUUGGGAGAACAGUGAAUGGGAAAUAGUUGAUGCUUCUGGAUAUAAACACGAUAUUAAAUAUAAUUGUUGUGAAGAGAUCUAUACCGAUAUAACAUAUUCUUUUUAUAUCAGAAGACUCCCUAUGUUCUACACCAUUAAUCUGAUCAUGCCAUGCCUCUUCCUUUCAUUUUUAACUGUACUGGUGUUCUACCUUCCAUCUGACUGUGGGGAGAAAGUCACUCUCUGCAUCUCUGUGUUGUUGUCCUUGACUGUGUUUUUGUUGGUAAUCACCGAAACCAUUCCCUCAACCUCUCUGGUAAUUCCACUUGUUGGAGAAUACCUUCUAUUCACCAUGAUAUUUGUAACGCUGUCCAUAGUAGUAACAGUAUUUGUGCUUAACAUCCAUUACCGGACACCAACAACACACAAAAUGCCUGCAUGGGUCAGGGAUGUCUUUUUGAAACGCCUUCCUAAAUUACUUAUGAUGAGAAAGACUAUGGAGAAAAAAGACCGACCUUGUUCUAAAAGAAACAGGAAGAGGAAUUUUGGCAAGACAGGAAAACUCAUGAAUUCACAGUGUAGAGAUGUGGAAGUUUUUGAAGAUGAGACUUGUUAUCACUGUAUGAAAACAAAGGAACAGAGCACAAGAAACCGCAGGCGACAUCACCAAGAAGCUUGUAACGCAGUUCAACAGUCACCAGGAGAAAUGAAAGAUGUUGUUGACAGCAUUCAGUUCAUGUCAGAAAAUAUCAAAGAUCAUAACGAAAGGAAAGAGGAAGAAGAUGAUUGGAAGUAUGUUGCAAUGGUUAUUGACCGAGUCUUUCUUUGGGUCUUCAUAAUCCUAUGUGUUCUAGGUACCACUGGCUUAUUUUUACAGCCAAUGAUAGAUGGGAACAAAACAUAA